UCCAAUAAAACAAUAAGGGCAGUGGGCACGGCUGCGCCGAUUUUGUGCUCUUUGUAUAUCAAAUAUAGUUCAAAUCAUGGCUUUUAAAAGUGAUUUAAAACAGUUAGUAAAACCAUAUUAUUGGGUUAAUAUUCUACUCAGUGUAUCAUAUGUAUUUGCUAAACGGACAAAUUUUACAUGUGAAUUCUUGUUCCCAAACGCCGACUGCGAACUGGACAGUCGCGAAACGGAAAUCCUAUUUUUCUUAAUUAUUGUCGUAAUGCUGAGAACUCGGAAGGCGGGGAGUGUGACAAUGGUCAAUUAUUUGUCGUCUUCAUUCGUUUAUACCAAGAUCGCUAAUCUAAUUCUAUGGUUAUAUGCAGAUGUAAGAUAUGGCAUUCCGUAUGGUGCAAUCCUCAUACUAUCAGCAUUACUCCUCCCAGAACCAACUUACUCUGGGCCAGAGCUGAUCACAUACUUCCGAGGGCCCCAGAUUUUGGAGGAUGAGCUGAAGCACCACAAGAACACCACGUGGCUGGUCUGUCUGUACGCUGCAUGGCAUCCGGCGUGCGUGAACUUUGCCCCCGUGUUCGCGGAGCUGUCAGCAAGUUACAAUUUGGACAACUUCAAAUUUGGAAAGCUGGAUGUCGGCAGGUUGGUUAUAAUGAUCCUGUAA
This is a messenger RNA of Zerene cesonia (dogface butterfly), 655 nucleotides long. RefSeq names its product thioredoxin-related transmembrane protein 2 homolog. The record is from RefSeq and is a predicted model, not a curated record. The transcript has 2 exons. The coding region runs from base 77 to 655 and encodes 192 amino acids. NCBI's taxonomy places the organism in Eukaryota, Metazoa, Arthropoda, Insecta, Lepidoptera, Pieridae.